Molecule: messenger RNA, 1817 nt
Organism: Syzygium oleosum
Lineage: Eukaryota; Viridiplantae; Streptophyta; Magnoliopsida; Myrtales; Myrtaceae
Product: 3-ketoacyl-CoA synthase 5-like
Exons: 1
Coding region: 98-1579 (493 amino acids)
Biological process (GO): fatty acid biosynthetic process
Cellular component (GO): membrane
Molecular function (GO): acyltransferase activity, transferring groups other than amino-acyl groups
Source: RefSeq, a predicted model, not a curated record
UAAAUCCUUCACAUCCCUCGAGUAAUCACAAGUCUGAAACCACCACCACCACCACCACUCUCGCUUCUCUCAGUCAUUUUACUCUGAGUCUGAUCUGAUGGACUCUCUCUCCAAGCUUGGUGAUGAUGAUGACCAUGACCAUUACCACGACCUUCUUUGGCCAUCAAUCUCAAAGCACUUUGUCUCCAUUUUUCUUGAUCUUGUGAGACUCUCCUUCCUUGCAACCCUUCUUGCACUUGAAACCCACUUUCUCCUCCAUAAAUGGGCACCCGUCUUCCAUUACCUCUUCUUCUCUUGCUUCGUCGCCUUCUUCACCCUCAAACGGUUCGUUUCCGGCCCCGACCAAGUCUACCUCGUGGACUUCUCGUGCCUGAAGCCUCCAAGCUCCUGCAAGGUCCCGUUCACUUCCUUCUUGGAACAUGCGUCGAUGAUCAACAUCUUCGACCGGGAGAGCAUCGACUUCAUGGCCAAGAUCCUCGCUUCCUCAGGCCAAAGCGAAGAGACGUACCUCCCUCCACAACUGCACUACAUUCCUCCCAAAACCGACUUCCAGGAUUCCAUCAAAGAAGUCCACAUGGUGCUCUUCCCGGUCUUGGACGACCUCCUGGAGAAAACCAACGUGCACGCUCGUGACAUCGACAUACUCAUAGUGAACUGCAGUGGCUUUUGCCCCUCGCCAUCUCUCUCGUCAAUCAUUGUCAACCGGUACUCCAUGAGGAGCGAUGUGAAGAGCUUCAACAUCUCGGGCAUGGGCUGUAGCGCCUCCGCUCUCGGUGUCGACAUGGCCAAGAGUCUCCUUAAAGUCCACAAGGACUCGUACGCCGUCGUCUUGAGCACCGAGAUCUUGUCGACCGGCUGGUACUCGGGCCGCGAGCGGCCCAAGUUGCUCCUCAACUGCCUCUUCCGCAUGGGAAGCGCUGCCAUCUUGCUCACCAACAAGCCGAAAGCCAAGAACGCCUCCAAGUACAAGCUCGUCCACUCUCUAAGGACCCAAAGAGCCUUCGAGGACAAAGCUUACUGUUCAGCGGUCCGCGAAGAGGACGCCGAUGGGAAACUCGGGGUCGUCUUCAAGCGGGACUUGUUGCAAGUCGCGGGAGAGACACUCCGGUCCAACAUGACGCUCCUUGGGUCGAGAGUCCUACCGUUCACGGAGAAAUUCUGGCACGGCCUCUCGGUCUUCCGGAAGAGGUUCAUCCACAAGUCGUGCGAGAUUUACGUGCCCAACUUCAAGACCGUGGUGCAACACUUUUGCUUGCCGACCUCGGGGCGGCCGGUGAUAAGGGAGAUCGCGAAGGGGCUGAAGCUAGGAGAGGUGGACAUGGAGGCUGCUCUGAUGACGCUGUACAGGUUUGGGAACCAAUCGUCGUCGUCGUUGUGGUACGAGCUGGCUUACAUGGAGGCCAAGCAGAGAGUGAAGAAAGGGGACAAGGUGUGGCAGCUCGGGAUGGGGAGCGGGCCCAAGUGCAUCAGCCUCAUCCUGGAAUGUGUUCGGCCGAUUCUCGGCGAGUCCGAGAAGGGUCCAUGGGCUUCCUGUAUUCAGGAAUACCCGGUCGCCAUCGAUGAAGUUGUCGUUACUUGACUGUCAACGUUCAAAUCAGUCGAGCACACUUUUAUUAAAUUGUCGGUCAUUUUCAGGGAGAUUUUCUCGACACUUUUUGGAAUUAAAGUCACGGACGAGGGUUUCCUUCUCACAUAAGAUCGAUUGUUUAACGAAUGAGUGUCCUGAUGGAACAUUUUAUUUCUGCAUAAGGUCCAUGUUGAUGAAGAUAAUGAAUGUUUGGUGACCGCAAGAGAGACCACAUUUCACUUUGUUACAA